AUGAAGUUCUUUACCUUAGCUCUCGCAACUCUGCUAGCCCAGACGGUCACGAUCGCCCAGAGUUUAUGGUGGAACCAGCAGUCCAGCGGCUUCCGUCUUAUCCUCAAGUCAACCGACAAUGACCUCAAUGAUACCUUCUACCACAACGUAUCCUCCUACAACUACGACAACCAGGGUAUCCUCAACUGGCCCUUGAGUCUUUGGGGUCGCGACGAUCCCGCCUCGUCCGCAAUGCGCUUCCACUACGAAGCUGGAACCAAUCUCGUGGAAAUUAUGCUCGAGCCCUGGACCGACAUAUACCAACUGGUGUGGUUCGAAGAAGACAGCGCUAGCAUGUACAUUGCAAUCGACGAAGAUGAUACUGGCAAGGUCCGUGACUGGGUUGUUCCACCGAAACAGGUCAAGAAUUGGUCGACGUAG
Messenger RNA from Alternaria conjuncta, 420 nucleotides. RefSeq lists its product as uncharacterized. Bases 1 to 420 code for a protein of 139 amino acids. The record is from RefSeq and is a predicted model, not a curated record. The transcript has 3 exons. Lineage: Eukaryota; Fungi; Ascomycota; Dothideomycetes; Pleosporales; Pleosporaceae.